Penicillium vulpinum is the source of this 462-nucleotide messenger RNA. It is a transcript of the gene aspf13, whose product is annotated as allergenic cerato-platanin Asp F13. The coding region runs from base 1 to 462 and encodes 153 amino acids. Lineage: Eukaryota; Fungi; Ascomycota; Eurotiomycetes; Eurotiales; Aspergillaceae. The record is from RefSeq and is a predicted model, not a curated record. The transcript has a single exon.
AUGAAGUCUACUAUCGUGUUCACUUCUUCUGCCUUUCUGGCAACCCUCAACCUCGUGACUGCUGUUCCGGCUCCCGUUGUAGCGGCAACGGUAUCCGUCUCCUUCGACCCCAAAUAUGACGUUGGAACAUCUUCUCUGAACACCGUCUCCUGCUCCAAUGGAAUUUACGGCCUGGUCACCCAAGGCUAUACUGACUUCGCAUCGCUGCCAAACUUCCCAAACAUUGGUGGUGCGAUCACCAUCCCAGGCUGGAAUAGCCCAAACUGUGGCAAAUGCUACGAGUUGCACUACUCGAACGGGAAGAUCGACAAGACCAUCAACAUCAUUGCUGUCGAUGCAGCUCCCAGUGGAUUCAACAUUGGCCUGCAAGCUAUGAACACGCUGACCAACGGGCUGGCGGAGGAACUCGGUCGUGUUGACGCCACUUACGUUGAAGUGGAGGACAGUGCGUGUGGGAUGUGA